AUGCUGCAUACUAUGCUUCAUAUGUCAAAAGCUCUCGCGCUUUUGCCAGCUGAAAAGAUUGCUGAAGGGUUUGAAGUGGUGGUCCAGGAGGCUAGACAUUCUCAGAAUGUUGAGGUUGCUGAACGAUACAUAUCAUAUUUUAGAAAUCAGUGGAUGGAACAAACAUUGAUCAAAAUUGAAAAAGAAUAUGGGACAAAAUAUGAGAGAAUACAACAAAGGCCAACUCUAAGAGCCAGACGUCGAGCUUAUGUUCAACUUGACAGGAAAAUCAGUGCUGCAUGUGAACGGUUGGCCCAGAGAAGAAUUUCUGUCAAAGAAUUUUUGUUAUACACUGGGCAUCUGGCUUAUGAUGCAGAACGAAGACGUGGGGUUCGCAAUGUCGAGGUUCACAAUGGAAUCGUACCUCCCCACAUCUUGGAAACUAUUGAAGAACAAAUUGUAACGGAAAAUGUACAAAACAAUGUUGUUGGAGGGCUUGGUGUUCAAAUGCAAGACCGGUUCGAGCAGCAACAACAAAAUGCCGAACAGUUUCCUGUUCAAGAUGUGGCUGAUUUUGAGAUCGACGAAAACAGGGAUCCAGUGUUCCAUGCCAUUCGUGAAAUGGAAGCACAGAGAAUGGCAAGGGAACUGGAGAAUGUCCCUUAUGUCCCAAUCAACAAUUCUUUUGCAUUACCAAGGCAAAUAAAUUGCUGUGAUAUUUGCCUUAGUAAUCAAAAAACACAUGCGUGCUUGCCUUGUGGACACAAGUGUCUGUGUUCAGACUGUGCAUAUCAAAUUACCAAUCGAUGUCCAAUCUGCAACAAUUUGAUCACAAAUGUAAUUCGUAUUUUUGAUUAA
This is a messenger RNA of Macrosiphum euphorbiae (potato aphid), 837 nucleotides long. The record is from the annotation of a GenBank genome assembly. NCBI's taxonomy places the organism in Eukaryota, Metazoa, Arthropoda, Insecta, Hemiptera, Aphididae.